AUGGGUGAAGGGACCACGGAGUCGCACGAGCUCUUCGAUAGGUCUCACGCGCGCUCCAAGAACAGCCGGCUGGACGGAGAAAGUAACUGCCCACGCUCGGCCGCGGGACUCGGCGGUGGCUGCACACAAAGUAGGUGGCCGAGCGGACCGCUACCAUACAGCGCCUGGAAGGAGGUGUCGAAUGCAAAGAUGGACUCCGAGAACCUGGCGGACUGGGUCGGAACCAUCACUGCGUACGCUGCCUUCGCUGCGUUGUCCCCGUCGGAGAGCAACGUCACACUAGCGGGGCUCGACAUGUCGGCGGAGCGCCUGUUCUACGUCAAUCACUGUGUGACAUGGUGCCAUCAGUACAGCACGUUAACGGGCAACUAUGCACCAUACCGGUCCCGCUGUAUAGUGCCCCUUAUGAACAUGCCCGAGUUCUCGCGUGCCUUUGGCUGCGCCCCCGGUGAACCCAUGAAUCCACGAAAUAAAUGCACCUUUUGGCAUUGA
Messenger RNA from Dermacentor silvarum, 492 nucleotides. Its product is annotated as neprilysin-1-like. The transcript is spliced from 2 exons. Lineage: Eukaryota; Metazoa; Arthropoda; Arachnida; Ixodida; Ixodidae. Gene Ontology annotation, cellular component: plasma membrane. The record is from RefSeq and is a predicted model, not a curated record. Gene Ontology annotation, molecular function: metalloendopeptidase activity. Bases 1 to 492 code for a protein of 163 amino acids. Gene Ontology annotation, biological process: protein processing.